Molecule: messenger RNA, 2882 nt
Organism: Protopterus annectens (West African lungfish)
Lineage: Eukaryota; Metazoa; Chordata; Ceratodontiformes; Protopteridae
Product: protocadherin gamma-A4-like
Exons: 1
Coding region: 147-2594 (815 amino acids)
Biological process (GO): homophilic cell-cell adhesion
Cellular component (GO): plasma membrane
Molecular function (GO): calcium ion binding
Source: RefSeq, a predicted model, not a curated record
AUUAAGGCAGGAAGUAUGAAGGGACUGCAGGCAUAAUUGUUGCGAACAGUAGUUUGUAGAGGAGGGGAAGUGUAUGAAGAAGACUUUUGUGGUUCUUAUCUUUCAGAUUGUCUCACUCUGCUUGUUAAAUUAACGUUUGUCCUGAAAUGGGUAACGCCAGGGAUCCCCGAUGGAAGUGUCUCCGACACCAAUUAUUUUUCUUCGUCUUUUAUUCAUUUCAGUCCUUAACCUCGGGAGUCAUACGGUAUUCGGUUCCAGAAGAAAUGGAUCGUGGUUAUUUUAUUGGACAUCUUGCAAACGACGUGGGCAUACCUCGUACAGAUGUGGCAGGUCGUCGGCUACGCAUAUCCUCAUCAUCAAACACUCAGUUUUUAAAUAUUAAUUCUGAGACCGGAGAUUUGUACCUGACGGAGAGAAUAGACAGGGAGGAAGUGUGUGAUAAAACGCCUUCAUGUAUCCUGACAUUUGAAGCUGUUGUUGAAAAUCCUUUUCAAGUAUUUGCUGGAGAAGUUGAAAUUCAGGACAUCAAUGACAAUCCUCCGAAGUUCGUACCCGACGAGGUUAAAUUAAGUAUCAGUGAGCUGACAUCUCCAGGAUCCCGCUUUCCUUUGGGGCAGGCGGAGGACCCCGAUGUUGGUGUAAAUUCACUGCUUGAUUAUGACCUUAACCUUAAUGAAUAUUUCAGCUUGAUUGUGACGGACACCGAAAGCGGUCGCUUCAUAGAGCUUGUUCAAAAUAACAGUUUGGAUUACGAGAAACAGAUCGAGCAUUUCCUCACACUCACAGCAAAAGAUAAUGGGAUCCCAAAGAGAUCUGGUACCGCACGAAUACAGAUCAUAGUUAUUGACAUGAACGACAACAAGCCUAAAUUUAGUCAAGCGGUUUAUAAGGUUAGUCUGAAAGAAGGUUCACCAAAAGGUACGUUAGUAGUUAAAGUUACUGCAGUAGAUGUUGAUGGAGGAUCAAAUGGAGAAGUGAGGUACACCUUCCAAAAAAUCACAGACGCAGCCCGGUCUUUGUUUAAACUGGGCCCAGUUAGUGGUGAAAUAAUCUUGCAAGGGACUCUAGAUUAUGAAGAAACAAAAUGGUUUGAAAUCACAAUUGAGGCUAAAGACGGUGGUGGACUGACUGCCCACAGUAAGGUACGUAUCGACGUUCUUGAUGAUAAUGAUAACACACCUCAGAUAUCAUUUUCCUCUGUUCCUAACGAAAUUUCAGAAGGUGCCGAUCCCGGUACUGUCAUUGCAUUUAUAAAUAUUAUUGAUUUGGAUUCCAGUGACAAUGGUGAAACAAGUUGUCAAAUACAAGAAAGUUUCCCGUUUAAACUAAUACCUUUAUACAAGAAUUAUUACACAUUGGAGUUAAAUGGGUCGCUGGACAGAGAAAAGGAUCCUGAAUACAAUAUUACAAUCAAAGCUGUUGAUAAAGGCUUUCCAUCUCUUUCAUCUGUAAAGACAAUCUUCCUCAAGAUUUCUGACAUAAAUGACAACCCCCCUCAGUUUUCUAAGGCCAUAUACACUGCAUAUAUAAAGGAAAAUAACCCACCCGGCCAUGUAAUUUUGACAGUGGAGGCUAAAGAUGCUGACUGGAACCAAAAUGCUCAGGUUACUUAUUCCAUUGUCCCGUGUUAUGUUGGGGAAUCUUUGGUUUCCACAUAUGUCUCCAUUAAUCAAGAUAACGGUAACAUUUAUGCUUUGCGUUCUUUUGAUUAUGAGACAUUCAGAGACUUUUAUAUAGUGGUUAAAGCAGAAGACAGUGGUUCACCACCCCUUAGUACCAACGCUACGGUCAACGUCUUCGUUCUGGAUGAGAAUGACAAUGUUCCUAAAAUCCUGUAUCCAGCGCCCAGUGACGAAGCUUCUGUGGGGAUAGAGAUAGUGCCUUUAAUGGCCGAAGCAAAUUAUCUUGUGACAAAGGUGGUAGCGGUGGAUGCUGACUCCGGACAGAAUGCUUGGCUGUCCUACCAUUUGUUGAAAGCCACAGACCCUAGUCUUUUCAAAGUAGGAUAUCACACUGGUGAAAUUAGGACAUCCCGUCCUGUUCUAACGAAGGAACCAAUGAAACAGACUCUUUCUGUCAUUGUGAAAGAUAAUGGACAGCCAUCACACUCUUCCACAGCCACGGUCACCAUACUUGUUGCAGACUCGGACAGCUUUCCUCAGCCCCUUUUGGAUGCCCUCAUUCCAUCAGAAAACAACUCCCGAGACUCGAAUCUGACCCUUUAUUUGUUAAUUUCUCUUGUUUCCAUAUCUGUCUUGUUUAUUUGCUUUAUUAUAAUUAUAUUUGUAAUCAGAUUUCACAGAUGGAAGCAGUCAUCGUUGCUUAAGCCAACAUUUGUUGAUUACAACCUUGGACACCCUUUAGACUUUGGUGAAAAUGAGCCGAUGGGACAUAUUCAGCCACCUUACAUGCAUAAAGUUUGCUUAACCUCUAAUUCUGGAAGGAAUGAGUUUCAGUUUAUGAAGCCAUAUGGACAUGAUACAAUGGAAAGCAGAGCAAUUGUUACUGAUACUAAUAAGUCAGCACCUUAUCCAGAAGAUAACUUUUAUGCAGAAAGUAAUGCUAUCUCCCAGGUGAGAUCUUUUAUCAAAUGAUUCUUUGCUUAACAAUAUGUUAGUCAUAUUGCUACUAAGACAGUAUUGUAUGUCAUUUUUUCUUGCCCUACUAUUAGUUCUGCUGAGCUCCAGAUAGUCCUAUUUCAGAAAUGUAUUUCUGGCUACCACUGGUAUAAGAAAUCAUUCAAAGAAUAGUCAUAUCUGAGUCAUUAAUGUUUGCUGUAAAAUGGACUUUGCAGACAUAGCGGCUCCUUUGUUUAAUCUGUUCUGAAAUGUAUAUAAAUUAAAUGUGGUGGAAAUGAAAUAAAAUAUUUCUACUCAUUUCCA